Dioscorea cayenensis subsp. rotundata (Guinea yam) is the source of this 2045-nucleotide messenger RNA. RefSeq names its product protein NRT1/ PTR FAMILY 3.1-like. The record is from RefSeq and is a predicted model, not a curated record. Gene Ontology annotation, biological process: transmembrane transport. Gene Ontology annotation, molecular function: transmembrane transporter activity. Lineage: Eukaryota; Viridiplantae; Streptophyta; Magnoliopsida; Dioscoreales; Dioscoreaceae. Bases 83 to 1855 code for a protein of 590 amino acids. The transcript has 4 exons. Gene Ontology annotation, cellular component: plasma membrane.
ACUCCUUACAUGAAAUGCAAAGACAGUAGAGCUUCAUAGCUUACAAACAAACCAAACCAUAUAUACCAUACCAUUCUCUUUAAUGGCCACAAGUGAAAGAGAGAAGAAGAUGAAGAAGAUAAAACAAGGAGGCAUGAGAACCAUGCCUUUCAUUCUAGCAAAUGAGGUGUUUGAUAGGUUUGCAACAGCAGGAUUCAAUGCAAACAUGAUAACAUAUUUAACUCAACAGCUUCACAUGCCUCUUGUUGAAGCUUCAAACACCCUAACAAACUUCGCUGGGACAUCAAGCAUGACACCGAUCAUCGGCGCGCUCAUUGCCGACUCCUUCGCCGGCCGCUUCUGGACCAUCACACUAGGAUCCAUCUUUUAUCAACUCGGAAUGAUUAGCUUGACGUUAUCAGCUAUAUUACCUGGUUUACAUCCACCGCCGUGCUCUGGCAACCAGACAUGCCGAGAAGCAUCAAAAUGGCAGCUCCUCUUCCUCUACGGCUCGCUUUUACUAACCUCUAUCGGUUCAGGCGGUAUCCGGCCAUGCGUGGUAGCCUUCGGCGCAGACCAACUAACUCUCAAUGACCCUAACCCAAACACCAAGAGAUGGAGCUUCUUCAACCUCUACUUCUUCAGCAUGGGGAUAUCCACACUGUUAGCUCUAACAGUAGUGGUCUACAUCCAGGAGAAUAUAGGGUGGGGCUGGGGACUUGGAAUCCCAACCAUUGGAAUGUUCUUCUCCGUUGUUGUCUUUGUUAUAGGGUACCCUUUGUACAUCAAGCUCAAACCUGGGGGUAGUCCUCUAACCAGAUUAGCUCAAGUUGUUGUUGCCGCAUUCAGAAAGAGAAAAACACCCUUGCCUUCUGACCCUAAUCUUCUCUACCAAGACAAAGAGUUGGAUGCCGACAUUUCCGUCACCGGAAGACUCCUCCACACUGAUCAGCUCAAGUUCUUCGACCGAGCUGCUGUUGUAAGAGAAGGUGACAUGCUAAGCUCCGGCAUGCCAAAACUCUGGAGAUUAUCAACAGUCCAUCGAGUCGAAGAACUUAAAUCAAUUAUACGCAUGAUGCCGAUUUGGGUUGUCGGCAUUCUUUUAGUUACUGCAGCAUCACACAACCACACGUUCGCUAUACAACAAGCUCGAUCAAUGGACCGGCAUCUUUGGCACAGUUUUGAAAUCCCGGCUGCUUCCAUGAGCAUCUUCACAGUCUUCUCCAUGCUUCUAACACUCGCCUUUUACGAUCAAAUCUUUGUGCCGGUUGCUCGGCGUUUCACUGGCAAACCUUCAGGAAUAACAUACCUGCAAAGGUUAGGCAUUGGACUGAGCAUUUCAGUCACUGCCAAUGUGGCUGCUGCUCUCGUGGAAGUCCGACGAAAAGCAGUGGCAGCUAAAUAUGGACUUAUAAACCAGCCAAAUGCAACUAUUCCAUUGACUGUAUUUUGGUUGAUUCCUCAGUAUUCAAUCUCUGGAAUUGCUGAAGCUUUCAUGUCAGUGGCUCACAUGGAGUUUUUAUAUGAUCAGUCGCCGGAGAGUAUGAGAAGCACAGCCGCGGCGCUGUUCUGGUUGGCUGUGUCAACUGGGAACUACAUGGGAACUUUGUUGGUGACUUUGGUGAAUGAUUUGACAAAGAAGAAAGGGGAUUGGUUGCAAAAUAAUAUUAAUAAGGGGAAGCUGGAUUAUUAUUAUUGGCUUGUUACUGGACUUCAGGUGCUUAAUCUUGCGUAUUAUGUUUUAUGUGCUUCCUUUUAUAAGUUUAAGCCUUUGGAAGUGGCUGAGGUGGACAAGGGGUUUAGAGUGGGUGAUGAAGAGGGUGGUGGCAAUGGAGAUGUGGAGCUGGUUGGUGUUGUUGAUGUGAGAGCCAAGUAAAGGAUAAAAUUUUCCUGUUGUUGUUGAAAAUUGGUCCUGUGUUUUGUGGUACUUGACUUUGCCACCCACGUUUGUGUUAUAUAUAAUCUGUGAGUGAACUCAACGUGAGAAAUGGCGUAAAUUUUAUGGAGUAUUGGGUAUAUUUAGUUUUCGUCCUCCUAUAUAUAUAUAUAUAAAAAUACUUCAAGAA